Molecule: messenger RNA, 2880 nt
Organism: Rhodotorula toruloides NP11
Lineage: Eukaryota; Fungi; Basidiomycota; Microbotryomycetes; Sporidiobolales; Sporidiobolaceae
Exons: 2
Coding region: 1-2880 (959 amino acids)
Molecular function (GO): protein binding
Source: RefSeq, a predicted model, not a curated record
AUGCUGUCAACCUUUUCGACCAUCGCCCGAAUCGCCCAACCGCUCGCACGAUGUGCUCCACCCGUCUCUCUCUUCUCGACUUCGACGACGGCGGGCAAGGCGGGCAGCGGUGUGCAGGGAGCUGGAAAGAGCGAUAGAGGUGUUCCGCGUCGUCCUCCUCAUCCUCACAAGCGACGAGGGGCCCUCGUCAAGUUCGGUCACGCCGGCGACGUCCAGGGCCAGAAGACGCUGUACCGGACGCGGACACGAUGGCUCGUCAACGCCAUCGUCAACGGCUUGGAAGUUGAGCGAGAUCGCCUGCUCGUCAUCCUCCGCAAACGCAAGAUUCCCUCGUCGACCUUUGCCGCCUGGCUUGAAAUCGUCAGCCGAUGCGACCCCGUCUUCGCCCUUACGAAACUUGAUCUCUUGCCGAGUGCGAAGCCGGACACGCUUAUCGGCUCGGACACGACGGAAGGACCCAUCGAAUGCCCCAACUGGCUCUACCUUACCAUCCCCAGCUUCGUCACCGACCUCUCGCACGUACCCUACCUCGUCGCACAGAUCGGCUCGCGUCGCUUCAACGCCAUGGACGAGCAGAAUCGGAGCCUUUUCCUCUCUCGCUGCAUCCAGGUGUGCCUCGAACUCAAGCAUUUCGUUGCGCUUCGCGAGACCGUCGAGUGGAUCGCCUAUACGCCUGCGGACAGUCCGUCGACGAUUCGUCAUACCGACUCCUUCGAGCAGAUCUUCGACGCCCUCGCGACAGGUCACGGGCCCUACCACGUCGCGGAGGGAGACCUCUCCCUCGUCCUCCGGCCGCUCGUCGCCCUCCUUCGUUCGACCAUGCUCGCACGCGGCAUUCAGUCGACUCGCCAGAUCUACAACAGUCUCUGGAGCGCCCGUCUCGCCCCGUCGAACCCGGACGACAUCAUCGGCCUGCUGAGCGAGAUGACCGACGCCGGUAUCGCUCCCUCACAAGCCAUCCUGCACCGCGUCAUGCAGACGUGCAUCCAAGUCGGCGAGGGCGAGAUGGCAGAGACGGUUAUGCUCGAGCUGGUGAGCCAGAAGAAGCUCUCGGGGAAGAAGCUGAGGCAACUCCUCGGCCGCCCGUCUUUCAAGCGUACUCUGCUCGACGACGACGCGUCGCUGAAGUCGGCCGCGGCGAGCGAACAUGUCAAGGACUUCGCCGAGAUCAAGGGCGCGCUCGAGGUGUUGCUGCGCGAGGAGGGCGAAGCCGCAGAAGACGACAAGGCAGACGAAGGGGGUCAGAAGGCGAGUGAUCGGAGGGAUGGAGUCGCCAGUCGGGCGAGCGCAGUACGUGGCGAGGAUGGCGAAGACUUGCCGGCUGCCCCUAGUCCGGCGGAGGACGUUCGACAAUCGAAAGACCGACCUUUCGACGCCUCGAACCCAGCCGACUCCCCUUCUCCGUCCCCGCCUCGUGUCGCUGAGCCAGCGGCCUCGACAUCGGCGCCUUCUCAGCCAAGGUCAGGCGUGGCGAUCCCUCGCGACGAGCGAGACGAGGCAGCGACAAGCUUCUUGCGACAAUCCCCUCUCACCUUCCAGUAUCUGCGCGUUCUGCGCGACUAUAUCGCCAACGGCGACGGCACCUUCCCGCGCCCGCCUCUUCCCUUCUUCGACCGCGUGUCGUGGCUCGUGUUCUUCUCGACCGUCGCGGAACGACCCGACGUCAACCCGGAUCUACUCGUCGCCAUCCUUGAGCGCAUGCACCUCGACUCGGCUGGUCCGUCCCGGAAGGGCGUCUACAAACCGCCUCGACCGACGCCCGGCAUGUACGCGAUCAUCUUGCAGGCGUACAGACGUCACGGUCGGCCGCAGGACGCUGUGCAGGUCUUUGCGUUGCUGGAGAAAGGCGUCUUGAAGGACAGUAAUUGGCGCAGCAAUCCGGCUCUUCUCGAUGCACUCGUCCGAGCCUACUGCGCCUUUCGACGGGACGAUCUCGCGCUGCGACUGCUCGACCGGUACACCCUCGAGAAUGAGCCACAGCCUCGUCGACGCGCCCCGCGCAAAGACGAAGUCCUGAAGGCCAAGAGCGACGAUGGCAGAUUGCGGACUGCCACGCUCAACGCCGUUCUCUACUCCCUCAGCCGUCAAGGUCGCUUCGCCAGAGCCUACGCCUUCUACACCCAGUACGACUCGAAGUACGGCGUGAGGCGCGACGUGGCAACCCUCAGCAUCAUGCUCGACGCCGCCCGUUUGGCCAGUGCGCACGCCGGCGGGGGCUGGCGUUCGCCCUUGGACGCUGUCUACGGCGCCGACGUAGGGCAGAGCCCUCUACACGGCGGUCCAGGGGGUUGGCAGCGUGGCAGCAAGACGGGGGACAUCGACGACAAGUGGGGCGGUGUCGUUGCCUGGCGACGCUUCGAGAAGCUGGUCUUCGAGGACGUCAUCGAGGCCAACUGGCAGGAUGCAAAGAUUCGCUCGCCCCUCGAGAAGGAGCGCGGCGUCCUACAGUGGCUCGAGAAGACGCUGCGUCCGUCGCAGGAUGAAGGAGCUGUCCCGUCCGACAAGCCCAAUGCUCCGCCUCGGGAUUGGCGUCCUUUCGCCGUCACGCUCUCGCCGACACCACCGCAGUACCCGUACCUCUACCCGAACGACAUCGUCUUCCGCGCCCUCAUCCAGCUCGUCGGCGCGCACGCUCACAUCUCGGACAUCCCGACUAUUGUCGCCUGGAUGCGACACCUCGGCGUCGUACCGUCUCGCCUCACGCUCGGCCUCGCCAUGGCUCACGUUGAUGGGGACGCGUCGAUUGCGCCCAGCAAGGUGGCAGAUUGGAGAAGGUGGCUCGUCGACUGGCUCGGCGAGGAACAGGUGCCGUCAGACCGCGAGAUCGCCUGGCUGAGGCGAGGCGGAGGACGUGCGGGACAUCCGACGGUUGUGGGUUGA